AUGCCAGGUGAUAUGGUUAAGAUCAUAUUAGAUAAGAUUUAUAAUAAAAUUGUACCUAAACCUAUCAAUCUCCGCCCUGGGUAUGAUAUGGAACAUGUUUUUAACUAUCGACUUCAAACUGAUAACUAUCGAUAUGAAAAAGUGGUUGAAAUAGAAAAACAAUAUGAUUAUUUAUCUAUUAUUAGACCUCAUGAAACUUCCCAGCAAUGGGCUAAUCGUGUAAGAGGUCCUCUGCAAGAACUACUUUCUAAGCGAGAAUAUAGUUUAUAUCAUGUGUACUGCCUCUUCGCUUCCUUUGGGCAAGUAAAAUCCACAACAUACUAUGUUAAUGGUGAUUUAAAUAGUACCCCCUUUGAAUAUUGUAGACCUAAUGUCCAUAAAAGUCAGAUGGCUAUCUGCUUUAAAUGCUGGAAAUUGGUGAAGAUUACCGAAGUAGAGCCUAGAAAGGAAUAUUAUAGUGGCUGGGGGAGAUGGGCCUAUGAGGUUGAGUCCGAAGAUUUGAUGAAGAAUCAUUGGAAUUACUCUUGCUUCAAGGCUAAUACUGCAACUAUAACAAAAAAUACUAUGCUAAGUGCUUCAAAUUUCGAGCCAGCUUAUAUUCCACCUUCCGGGCAAGAAAUGAUUUCACCAACUUCUUAUCAAUCAUCGAAUUGUAGAAUUAAUACAAGUGAAAUAUUUAUCUCGUCUCUGUAUGCUAAACAAAAUAAUUUACUACCAUCCAUAAACCAUCUUAAUCAGCCAGUGUUAAAAUUAGAAGAUGGAACGGAAAUCACAAUUGUUUAG
Molecule: messenger RNA, 783 nt
Organism: Rhizophagus irregularis DAOM 181602=DAOM 197198
Lineage: Eukaryota; Fungi; Glomeromycota; Glomeromycetes; Glomerales; Glomeraceae
Source: RefSeq, a predicted model, not a curated record